ACUGGAUUUGCCAGUGUAAUUUUUGUUGUUGCUGAAAAACCAGCAGCUGUUUAGAGACAGUGCAUUUUUGGUCGGUAAAAAGACUUUAAUUUGUUUAUAUUAACAUAAAAAUAAUUUUAUAAACCAAAAUUCUGUGUAAAAAGCAAAAAAUUAUGGCUGAAAGUCAAGAAAAUAGUGUAGAAAAUGUCACAACUAAUACAAACAAAGAAUUAAAUGGUGAAACACAAGAAAGAAAACGUAUUGCGCUAAUAACCGGCAUAACGGGACAGGAUGGCUCUUAUCUAGCAGAGUUUUUACUGAAAAAAGGCUAUGAAGUGCACGGCAUUAUACGUAGAGCUAGCACCUUUAAUACUUCACGUAUAGAACAUUUAUAUGCCGAUCCACAGGCCCACAAAGGUGGCUUUAUGAAAUUACACUAUGGUGACAUGACCGAUAGCAGUAGUUUAGUGAAAAUUAUUAAUAUGGUUAAACCCGAAGAAAUUUAUAAUCUAGCUGCUCAAUCCCAUGUUAAAGUAUCGUUUGAUCUUAGUGAAUAUACCGCGGAAGUGGAUGCCGUUGGUACUCUCCGUAUAUUAGAUGCCAUACGCACCUGUGGCAUGGAGAAUAAGGUGAAAUUCUAUCAAGCAUCUACCUCAGAGUUAUAUGGCAAGGUAGUGGAAACACCACAAAAUGAACAGACACCAUUUUAUCCCAGAUCUCCAUAUGGUUAAAUAAGGAAGGUGUGU
This is a messenger RNA of Lucilia cuprina (Australian sheep blowfly), 725 nucleotides long. RefSeq names its product GDP-mannose 4,6 dehydratase-like. Bases 153 to 710 code for a protein of 185 amino acids. The record is from RefSeq and is a predicted model, not a curated record. Lineage: Eukaryota; Metazoa; Arthropoda; Insecta; Diptera; Calliphoridae. The transcript has 3 exons. Gene Ontology annotation, molecular function: GDP-mannose 4,6-dehydratase activity. Gene Ontology annotation, biological process: GDP-mannose metabolic process.